AUGAGUUGCCCUUCCUUCGCAAGUUUUCCGAGACUCGACUGUGGAAAUUACUGGAUUUUUGACACUGGUACCCACUCCAGUGCUCUUGGUCCAGAUAUUAAUUCAUCUAGUCCGGGCAUAAAACCACCGACAUCGCCAUUAAGUUUAGAUAAUGAAAUAUCUGUUCUUGGUCAUGCUAUUCAAUGUCGUGUAACUAUUGAAAAUCUUGCACAAAACUUUCAACCUGAUACAGGAGUCUACAGAUUAUCUGGUGAUAAUGGUGUUUGGUUAAUGAUGAUUUUUAGAAAUACGAGCAGAGUUGAGAAAUUUUUCGAUACAAAAUCUGAAAAGUUCGUUCAA
This is a messenger RNA of Dentiscutata erythropus, 339 nucleotides long. Lineage: Eukaryota; Fungi; Glomeromycota; Glomeromycetes; Diversisporales; Gigasporaceae. The record is from the annotation of a GenBank genome assembly.